AUGAUAGGGACUGAACCGAGAUCAGAGUGUCACGCAUCCAGAGCUGCGCCGAAUGACUCUGCUUGUGAGGUACACCAUGUCAGAGGUCAAUGUGGCACUUCUGAGAAAGAGGGGAUUGGUGAAGUUGAUGUCCAGCCCCAGGAGGGCUCGCCCCCUGUGUCAUCAACAGACCCUGCCAGUGGGACUGAACCGAGAUCAGAGUGUCACGCAUCCAGAGCUGCGCCGAAUGACUCUGCUUGUGAGUGUACAGUCCAUAAGCUGGUUUUUGAACUGGUGAGAAUUGACAAAUGCUGGAUAUGCCAUUCACCUUUGACAUCUAUCAAAUGGCACGGUGUAAGAUGCAAACAAUGUUCUAGUGUGUGGCGUGAAAUCUGCCUCCAGAAAUCCUCAGAAGACUGGGAUAUUUCAGAUGACGAUGUCUCAUCUGGCGACGAGUACAUCCCAGCGUCUGUAUCGGAUUCAGAAAGCUCAGGGACAGAGUUGAGUGUUGAGUUGCCUGGACCAUCCAAAAAGUCCCAUACCACUACUAAUUUGCCUGAUUUAGGUGUUACUUUCCCUGAACAAGACCAGACCAUAGAUAUAGAGGACAACUCAAGGGAUAUCUGUAAGAAUAUCCUGAUGGAUCUAGAAACUACUGGCGAUCUCCAAAGUGACCCAGAACCAGAAAGCUCAGAGUCAUACCUGCGGAAAACAAAAGAUGCGAGUAACGAAAAGGGUACUGUGGGUGUUCUUGGCCAAAGUAAAUCCCCAACCAAAUCAGCGAAAUUCAUUUAUUGUUUUGUAUGUGAAAAACCUCCAACAAAAUUUGCACGUCAUCUCGAGAGGCAUGUCAAUGAAAAUGCUGAAAUCGCACAGGCGCUCCAGUUCCCAAAAAAUCAUCAAAGGACAGAAAGGUUCUUCUUGAGAAAUUCCGAAACCUUGGCAACUUCGAGCCUAACUCUACUGUUAAAACCACAGGGUCAGUUCCAAACAGAGCAGCAGCACUGAGACUUACGAUCACUGCUUGUACUGUAAGGGUAUGUUAUCCAGAGCCGAAC
Pimephales promelas (fathead minnow) is the source of this 1037-nucleotide messenger RNA. The record is from RefSeq and is a predicted model, not a curated record. Lineage: Eukaryota; Metazoa; Chordata; Actinopteri; Cypriniformes; Leuciscidae.